Messenger RNA from Penicillium oxalicum, 1968 nucleotides. Its product is annotated as putative nucleoporin Nsp1. NCBI's taxonomy places the organism in Eukaryota, Fungi, Ascomycota, Eurotiomycetes, Eurotiales, Aspergillaceae. The record is from RefSeq and is a predicted model, not a curated record. Gene Ontology annotation, biological process: RNA export from nucleus; protein import into nucleus. The coding region runs from base 1 to 1968 and encodes 655 amino acids. Gene Ontology annotation, cellular component: nuclear pore; nuclear pore central transport channel. The transcript has 3 exons. Gene Ontology annotation, molecular function: phospholipid binding; structural constituent of nuclear pore.
AUGGCAUUCAGCUUUGGUGGACAGGGCUCUGAUGGAGCUUCUAAACCUAGCAUUUUCGGCUCCAAUGGCAGUGCCUUCGGUUCGAACAAUCAGACUGGCUCAAACACUGCGUCAGGUGGAGGAGGACUUUUCGGCAAUGUAGGCGCGCCCGCCGCUGGAAGCACGACACCUUCGAUCUUUGGCGCAGCGUCUUCAGGCACUCAGAGCCCUUCGAUCUUCGGUACUGCCGGUAAGACUGCUGCUGCCACUCCUCCCGCAACCUCGUCUGGUUUCUCUUUCGGCGCUGCAAACCCGACCACCAGCACGACCACCCCAGGACAGCCAGCCACGAGUGGAUUAUUUGGCGGCGCCGGGGCUGCGAAGUCCUCGAGCAAUUUGUUCGGGGCUGGAGCUGGCUCUUCCGCUACGGCAACCCCCUCCGGUGGCUCUUUGUUCGGCAAUAACUCAACUACCCCCGCUGGGCCACCGCCAGGAUCAAAGGCACCUUCUCUGUUCGGAGCUUUGAACACCGGUUCUUCUGCCACUCCAUCCUCGACUCCCGCAACAUCAUCUACGACGCCGGCUGUUGCGCAAACACAAUCAUCCGGUUUGUUUGGAGGGGCCACCUCUGGCGCAGCGAAGCCUCCAGCAUUCACUGCGCCCUCGUCCGGUGGUGGUCUGUUUGGCAACAACAGCAAGCCGGCUGAAUCUGCCACCCAGAACACCGCCGCAGCGCCGGCGUCUAAGCCAUUGUUUGGAGCCGCGCCUGCAGCAACCUCUACAGGCGGAGACUCAACACCCAAGCCCGCGUUUUCUUUGGGAGGAGCCCCGUCCGUCACCGGUAAUGCUACUUCCCAGCCUGCGUCUAAUCUUGGUGGAGCCGCUUCUACUGGAGGUGAGGCUCGUAAACCCACCUUCUCCCUCGGAGGAGCGACCACAGCGCCACCAUCCAACACAGCAUCCACUGCCACUCCUCAAAAGUCUCUCUUCCCAGGACUCGGAGCCACCUCGUCCGCGGGUGCUGGCCCUACUACCACCAGUGCUUCCACCGGAAGCUCCAUGUUCUCUGCCUUGGGUGGUGCUAAAACCACGGCAACUGCCACUCCUGGGACCACAGCCACAUCUACCACUCCUACUGCUACUCCCGCCGCUGGAUCGAGUCUUUUUUCCAAGCCCGCUGGAGAUCAGUCCUCAUCGCAAGCCCCUGCUGCCAACGCCUCCAAAGAUAAACCUGCCUUUGGGGUCGCUCCCGCCGGUGCCGCUAGCACUGGCGCCGCUGCUCUCGGCCAAUCUACUGCUGGGCCCGCUCCCCCGGCCCAGUCUCGUCUGAAGAACAAAACCAUGGAUGAGAUCAUCACUCGUUGGGCGACCGAUCUCACAAAGUACCAAAAGGAUUUCCGCGAGCAGGCUGAGAAAGUCGCCGAAUGGGAUCGCAUGCUUGUGGAGAAUGGAACCAAGGUGCAGAAGCUCUAUGGUAACACGGUUGAUGCAGAGCGUGCUACCCAGGAGGUGGAACGCCAAUUGUCCUCCGUCGAGGCCCAGCAGGAUGAGUUGAGCUCAUGGCUUGAUCGAUAUGAAAGGGAGGUCGACGAGAUGGUCUCGAAGCAGGUCACACCUGGCGAACAGGGCCCUGAUCAAGAACGUGAAAAAACAUACAAACUCGCUGAGAAGCUCUCUGAUCGUCUGGACGAGAUGGGUAAAGAUCUCACCAGUAUGAUCGAAGAGGUCAACGGGGCUUCUGCAACGAUCAGCAAGACGAAUCGGGCCGACGAACCAAUUUCCCAAAUUGUUCGCAUUCUCAACUCGCACCUGUCGCAGCUGCAGGUCAUUGAUCAGGGGACCUCAGAGCUGCAGGCCAAGGUUGCAGCUGCUCAGAAGGCCGGCCAGUCCAUCUCCUCGCGCCUCGGGUAUGGGUUUGCCAGCCCUGCUAUGGGCGGUGGUGGUAGUGCCGCUGAUGAUUUCUAUCGGUCGUAUAUGGGUAGACGGUAG